This is a messenger RNA of Amaranthus tricolor (Joseph's coat), 2099 nucleotides long. RefSeq lists its product as uncharacterized. Lineage: Eukaryota; Viridiplantae; Streptophyta; Magnoliopsida; Caryophyllales; Amaranthaceae. The record is from RefSeq and is a predicted model, not a curated record. Bases 135 to 1643 code for a protein of 502 amino acids. The transcript is spliced from 8 exons.
CAAUUUUCCACCAUUGACGAAAAACUUGAAGAAGCAUUACUGCUUUACCAUCUCCGUAGUUCUUCACUUUGUGUCCGAAAAAGGUUGAAGUUGCUGAAUUUUUUUAACAUUUGGAAUUUUCAUCAGUUAAAACCAUGGAAAAACCAUGUGAAGUAUGUGGGGAUACUGGCUGGGUACAUGCUAUAGUCAUAUGCACUAAAUGCAAAGUAACUCGUGAACAUCGGUAUUGCAUGAGAGUAAUGCUAGAACAUGAUCCAGAAAAUUGGGUCUGUGAAGAAUGUGUCUUCAAUCAUUUACAUUUAUCCAAAUUGGCUCAACGCAAGCAACCUAGUGGCUCAGGUAUGAGGUUUACACUUAGGAGACCCCCACAAGAUUCCAAGGUUCGGUAUAUAUCACCUGAAGAAGCAAUAGGCUUAAAAUCUGGAGAAUUGAGAAAUAACUCGUUUACACCAAGGAAUGCUCACAGAUCACCAGUUAGAAAUCCUUUAGCAUCUAACAUAGAGGCCAUUCCAUCUUCCUCUGCACCUUUUAGAUACAAAUUUAAACCAAAUCCUUCAGCUGUGCCUUUGGGAAGAAGGGAGCCCCUGAUUAACUCCAGCAGGCGUAGCUGUUUGAAGGAUAAGAAAUUGUCACCAUCCACAGAUGGACCUGUACAACAGCAUACUGAGGAAAACCUGACAGCCAAGUGUGUUACUUUUGGGAAUCUUCCCAAAUCUGGUGUGAGUACAGGAACUGAUUAUGAUACUGGGGCUCAACCCAAGCAUAUUGGUUCCAAGGGGAGGGAGUCUUCGAAAGUUACAAUGGUGUUCGAUAGGUACCUACCAAACCAUCCUGCAGUGUCUCCAACAUGGAAGGGAACUUUCAAAAUCACUGGAGAUGUGCAUUGGAGUUUCGUUGUUCAUGCACAUCCUCCGUGUAAAGUUCACAGAAAAGUCUACAUAUUGUCAAAACAACUACCCAAUGCGCUCCAGUUCAAAAUGCUGCCUCGACAGAAGUCUUGGCUGGACAUGUUCGAUGGCGAUGUUCCCAGUGAACUCGACAUUGGAUUGUACUUUUUCCCUUCUAUGACCUCUCACUUUGACGGAGGUGGUGAAUCACCAAGAGUAACAUAUGAUGAACAAAGUUGUUGCUCCCUUUUGGAGUACCUGGAUGAGCGCGACUUGCUCUUGGUAAGCUACAUUGGUGAAGUGGAGAUUUUCGUUCUCUCUUCAAAACAUCUGCAAGAGGCAUCUCAGAAAAUCAACAAAAAACGCUUUUUGUGGGGCCUCUUCCGCCCUUCUGAAGCAGCGUUAAGGGCAGUGGAUUCGAUGAGGGCACAUGCAGCACAAUGCUCUGUCUCCCAGCAAAACCGUUCUGAUCUGUUGCAACAGCGUCUUUUACUGGACGGUGAAUCGAUGGACAUGGAUGUUGACAUGCAAGGAGGACACAACGUCGGUUUUGUUGAUGUCGUUGUGGCGAAACCCAAUAGAGAGUUGAAUGGUAAAAUUGAAAAAACUUUACCUUUUACAACCUCUAUUCUACCCGAUUCGUUGGAAUUUGAAAAACAACUGCAAGAGAGGUUCGAAAAGUUCACUGCGUUUAUGAAAGCAGAAGAGGCAGCGAGAGAAUGUAUGAAAGUGAAAGUGAAAGAAGUGGAUGCCUAAGAGCUAUGCCACUCGAACAUAUGCUCGUGUGAUUACGAUUGCAACAUUAACAUCUGACUAAAUAGGUUAGUACUCGAAUGUACAGUCGUCCAAGUAACUUGUUAGAUGUCGUGCAUGUCGAUAUAGGACGGGAUUAGGUUUGAAUCGGAAUUGUGUAUAUUUUGUUACACUUUGUAUGUGCUCUGUAAUACUAAACCCUUGACUUUUGUUCCCUUCAACUGCUGGCCUGCUGCUGCCUUAUGUUGGCUUCGCAUCGACUUAGCAUAUUGGUCAAUGGUCAUAUUACUAUCGGAAAGGUUUACGUUGGGUAGUGUCAAAUUGUAAAAAUAUGAACCAUGCUCCCUCGUCCAUCAUAUUGAGUUUGUUGCCGUGACAUUACACUCUCACUAGAACAUUAUGAGGCAAACUCAUGGGAUAGAGGAGUGUCCUUCAAAGUUUUGAGAAGUUACGAUUCGU